AUGAGUUCGAUGUACUUUUAACCUUUUCAACUAAUGUUUUUGGUCUACAAAGAAUCAUAUUUGAUAUAUAUAGUAGUAAAAUUGUUUCGUGUAUUAUAUAUUGAAAUUGCAAAGAGACACUAAAUUUCAGAAGCUGUGAAGCAUAUAGUUGCUUCUCAGCAUUUUAUGAUAGUUGGUUGAAAACCAUAUAUAUAUACAGUAUUAUUAAAACAGUAACGAAAGAAAAUUAUCUGUGAAAAAUGGUUGUAACGGAGAAAGUUAAGUUUCCCGAUGAUUCUGAGUUAACUGUUCAAGAAAUAAAUGUCACUUAUCCCGUGUUACAAGCUGCUUCUUUUUAUGUAGGAAAGAAGUGCGAGUGGCAAAGUAAUGAAUUUAUGUUAUGUAAAAAAGAAGAAAAAGAUGCACGACGUUGUAUAAAUGAAGGUAAAGCUCUAACAGCUUGUGCUCUGGACUUUUUUAAGCAAUUAAAAAAACAUUGCAGAGAAGAUUUCGAACAAUAUGUGACUUGUUUAGAAAGAUCAUCAGGAACUAUAGAACUCAGCAAAUGUCGAAAAACUCAAGCAAUUGUGGACAAAUGUGUGCUGGAUAAUCUCAAAAUUGAACGACCUCCUUUUGGAUACUUUUGUGAAACUAAGAUACACGAUUCUUCAAGGCCACGACCUAAACCUGAUAUUGCAGAAUUCCCAGAUGCACUUCCAGAACUUCCAAAGGAAAAACCUGAAGUUCCUGGUAAAUUUGGUAAUCGAAAUUUCUUUAACUAAAUUGCUUAUUUAAUAAAGUUAGCAUUUAUAGAAGUUGUAUAAAACCUAUUUAGCAUUAUAUGACGACAUCAUAAUAAUAUUUAAUUGUUGUCUA
Vespa mandarinia (Asian giant hornet) is the source of this 855-nucleotide messenger RNA. RefSeq names its product NADH dehydrogenase [ubiquinone] 1 alpha subcomplex subunit 8 (gene ND-19). Lineage: Eukaryota; Metazoa; Arthropoda; Insecta; Hymenoptera; Vespidae. Gene Ontology annotation, cellular component: respiratory chain complex I. Gene Ontology annotation, biological process: mitochondrial electron transport, NADH to ubiquinone. The record is from RefSeq and is a predicted model, not a curated record.